AUGCAUGGCAGGUGUACAAAGGUUGCGUUUGCGAGGUCUGAUGUUCUGUGUUCCCCUCCGUGGCAGGUGUAUGAGAAGGCGGAGGGGCGUGACCCCGAGAGGGUGGGGCGCAUGGUGGGAAUUCAGCCCAAUGGGCUGGCCGCGCUGCGAUGCAUCGAUCCCACCAUUGCUGAUGCUAUGACCAUUGAGUCGACUUACAAGGCUUACCACCUCGCCCCGUCCCGUCGGGCGAGGUGCUUCUGGAGGCCACUUCCCUUCUCACCUCACCUUCCCCCCUCCCCCUAUGCCCCACUCCCCACGGCUGUCGUCGCAAGGCGCGCAUCAGGAUCAGGCGAGGUGCUACCGGAGGCCGCUUCCCUUCUCAUCUUCCCCCCUCUCACUCCCUUCCCCCUUACCUGCAUAUUUCAUUCCAAGGAGCGCAUGUUCCCAGCCUAUGGGAGCUCGCCCCAUCCAGCAAGCCUGUGGCAACUCUCCCCAUCGGGCGAGGUGCUGCUGGAGGCCAUGGCGCCGGCUGACGGCCGCCUCUCCAUCCGCUGGGGGCUCGCUCUCGAAGCGGACCUUCUGAUGGGCACGGACGGGGUGCGGGCGGCAGUGAGGCAGCAUGUGUUGAAGGAGGCGGAUCUGCUGAUCGGCACGGAUGGGGUGCCAGUGACUGCUCAAGCCUGCAAGCGUAGUGACUGCAGACCAACGAGAUUGUCGUUCCUGUCUAUCUCCCUCUAUGCCUCAGGCGGAUCUGCUGAUCGGCACGGACGGGGUGCGAUCGGCUCACUCGCGCCCCUACCGCACGUGCUUCACGAGGGGCGGCGGGAGGACGGCCGCAGUGGGGGACCUCGGUGGGGCGGAGAUUUUUGUCCUGUUGUGUGUGCGGACGAGCAGGGGAGGGGGCUGACACAGCAGCGUUCAGCGAAUGGGGAGGAAGUGCGGGGGAAGAUCAGGGCGCUUUUUGCCGACUGGCCUGCAUACAAGGAUGUUAUUGAGGUGGGCAGGGGGGAGUUAUCGAGUUCUGCCGCCCCACCCUUAACAGGCCGCCCCAACCAGUUCUGCCGCCCUCACCCGUUCCCACUGCCUCACCUGUAG
Messenger RNA from Closterium sp. Naga37s-1, 1077 nucleotides. Lineage: Eukaryota; Viridiplantae; Streptophyta; Zygnematophyceae; Desmidiales; Closteriaceae. The record is from the annotation of a GenBank genome assembly.